This is a messenger RNA of Aaosphaeria arxii CBS 175.79, 511 nucleotides long. RefSeq lists its product as uncharacterized. The record is from RefSeq and is a predicted model, not a curated record. Bases 1 to 318 code for a protein of 105 amino acids. Lineage: Eukaryota; Fungi; Ascomycota; Dothideomycetes; Pleosporales. The transcript has 2 exons.
AUGGCUACCGUAGCCACUGCCGCUCCAACUGAACGUCGUCAAGCCAAUCCGGUUAUGGGUCGGGUCACUGAGUUCAAGAACUACCAAUGUGCCAUUGCUAGCAUCAACACCCAUGCAGUCAACCAGUCGCUGACUGGCAAAUGCAUCAAGUUCACCAUCGCUGCCCAGAGCGUGGACUACUAUAGGGAUGUGGACACUUGCACCCUCGACCUGUUCAGCGACGACAACUGCGAGAAGAAGUUCAUCACUCUCGAGGACUCUACUUGCUUCAACAAUGGUGGCUUCGACACCUUUUCCUCUGCCAUCAUGCGCUGCUAGUGGUGGAAACAGCGGAUGUAGUGGGCAUGUUUUUACAAUCUCUUUAUUCUCCAGGCUGAGAAGAGCGUUCAGCGCUUCAAUUGGAUAAGUUUUAUAGAAGCAAAGAGACUUUUUCAUGCCGACCAUCUGGCCCUAUAUUCCCUUGCGAAUCGUAGUGAAUUUUGUUGAACGUGAAGCCUCAGGCCAAAAGAAA